Molecule: messenger RNA, 1449 nt
Organism: Beauveria bassiana ARSEF 2860
Lineage: Eukaryota; Fungi; Ascomycota; Sordariomycetes; Hypocreales; Cordycipitaceae
Product: selenium-binding protein
Exons: 8
Coding region: 1-1449 (482 amino acids)
Molecular function (GO): protein binding
Source: RefSeq, a predicted model, not a curated record
AUGAUCUUCUCCAGUGUUGCCCUCGUCCUAGCCAGCCAGCUGGUGGCCAAGGCAGCCGCCUCCCCAGCCGCCGCCUCUGUCAGCAAGCGUUCGCCGCUGGGAAUCAGCCUUCCGCCUCUCAUCCCUUCUAUUCCCGGUGUGACUGAGCCUCUGGUUGAUGGGGCGCCGCCUCUGCCGAUUCUGCAGCUGCCUACGCCGCCGCUGGACAGCCUCCCCUUUGAGACCAAGAACCUGCAGCCCAAAAAGAUUGGCUACAUCUGGACCGGUGCCGGUGACAACCACCACAAGGAUUUCCUUGCCGCCGUCAGUCUCGAUGACGAUACGUUUGGAGAAUUCAUCCAUAUUGCGGAUGUGCCCACCAGCGGCAACUCGCCUCACCAUCUGGGUGUCUCCCUAGAUGGAAAGACGCUGGUUGGCGGCGGUCUCCUGUCACUUCUCAAGACUCAGGACACGAGCUACUACUGGGAUUCGAGUGACCCUUACCACCCCCAGUUCGCGCACAGCAACAGAGCCCUGCUCAGCUCCAUCACCGACGAGAUCCGAGCCAAGCCCGAGGGUGGAUUUUUCAUUACUUUCAUGGGAAGUGCCCUGGGAACCUCACCCGGUCGCCUAGUCGAGACCGACGCCCAUGGCAACAUUAUCCACGAGUGGCCCGAGGACGUCGACGGCACGCUUAAUAUUCUCGGACAGCAGUUUAGCCCUCACGGCCUGAGUGUUGACUUUGAGAAGAAUCUCAUUCUUACCUCUGACUUUGUCGUCCCGCUCAGCAUUCUCAAGCCCGUCUCUGCCCUGGGCAUCCAAAAGGCCAACACUUUGCGUCUGUGGACUCUGGACGACCGCAAGAUCAUCUCCACCAUUACCAUCCCUGAUGGCCAAGGUAUUCAGGACGUCAAGUUCAUCCCUGGCAACCCUGAAAGCGCUGCGCUCGCUACCGCGGUCAAGAAUGGCCAGGUCUGGAUCAUCUACCCCUUCCGCAAGGACGCCAAGGGCAAGCAGGGUGUCGCCGAGCUCCUCUACGAUUUCGGCACCAAGGCCAAGGAGUCGCUCGCCAUUUACUCUGACGUUUCCGACGACGGCAAGCUCGCCUACUUUACCUUUACGCUCGGCAACCACGUCGCCGCCCUCGACAUCUCCGACCUCGGCAACGUCAAGCGCCUCGAUGACCCCGACGAGCAGCAGCCCAUCAUCGGCCCCCACUACGUCAAGAUUUCGCCCGACAAGAAGAACCUGCUCGUCUGCGGCUACUUUGUGCAGGCUGGCGAUAUUUCUGUUCUCAACACGCCUGGCGACUACAAGGUUCACUGGAUUGACAUUCUAGAGAACGGUGCGCUCAGCUUCAACCGUACUAUUGACUUUGAGACCAUCUUUACCCGCACUCGCGGUGGUGCUCGUCCUCACAGCGCCGUCAUCUUUGAUCUCACGGACCCUAACCACCCCGUCUACUACUAG